Molecule: messenger RNA, 330 nt
Organism: Cladocopium goreaui
Lineage: Eukaryota; Dinophyceae; Suessiales; Symbiodiniaceae
Source: the annotation of a GenBank genome assembly
AUGAAAGCGAUCAACUUUGCGGGCGGUUGGCGCGCAAGGGUGUCGUGCAGAGGCUUGCAGCCUGACGUCGAUUCGUUUAAGACGAAGUUGGGUGCUCAUGCGAUGGUCAAGCCUGUGCAUGAUGAUGAUCGUGAACAAGAGCAAACGGCUCGAAAACGCAUCCUGGAGGACGUGGCAGUGACGAAGAAGGGGGCAGAGGCUGCCAUUGCCUUGGCAGCUCUUUUGCCGGCUGCAAGGAUGCGGAUCACCAGUGCACGUUUGCAAGAUGCUCAACGCAGCGUCGUGGACAAGGUGGAUGAGCCAGCAAAUGCGGAGGAGGAAGAGGUGUGA